AUGGUCAUUCUUAGUGACAACUUUAGAAAGUCUUCCAUGAAACUAAAAUCUCUGCAUCUGAGGAGGGAGGUAUUGCAAAAACUUGUCAAACUUGGUGGUGGCUGGCGGACUACAGUUAAGAAUUAUGAUAUAACCGACGCUUUUCAGCUUGCAAAAGUGUACAGGAUCAGGGACCUUUAUCUUGUUUGGAGUAAUGAUUUGGAGAAGAAUGAAAGAUAUUUCCAGAUAAUAAGAAUUUGGGAUCUGUUGUCACAUCAACAUGUCGCAAGAAUUUUACAACGUCUUGAAAAUAUUUUUUCCAUGUACACAGAUGAUUACCUUGACCACUGCAGACAAGUGCAGACAGAGGGGAAACUUGAAGUUCCUAUAGUUUGGGAAGAUGUGCACGAUAUUAUUCGAUAUAAGAAGGAUAGCAGAGUUGAUGAAGAGGAAGAUCAUGAUCAUGUGGACACAUCAUGUGCUCUGGAGAGUACAAGAGUUAGUGAAAACUUCUUGCUGAUGAAAUUUUACUCUUUAUCAUCUGGUGUGGCAAAACAUUUGCUGACGGCUAAUGAUGGAACUGAAAUCGAUAUUCCCUUUGAACUUUCUGAUGAAGAGGAGGCAAUAAUUCGAUUCCCACUAACUAGCUUUAUACUUGGGAGGUCAGGCACUGGGAAAACCACUGUAUUGACAAUGAAACUGAUUCAGAUUGAGCAGCAGUCACUGAUUGCAUCCCAAGGGCCAGCUUUAGGUGAAGUUGAUUCAUUUGAGGUGGAUAACCAAAAUGUUGUACAGUCAAAGGAUGCCGGCAAACAAGAAAGCUUUGUAAAACAAGUCUUUAUUACUGUAAGCCCAAAACUUUGUUCAGCUAUAAAGAAUCAGAUUCUUAGACUUAAAAGAUUUGGCUCUGGUGAUGUAUCUGAUCAGCCCGAUAUUCUUCAUAUGCAUGAUACCAUUGAUGACCUGGAUGAGUUUACAGACAUACCCGAUGAUUUUAGUGAUCUACCAAGGGAACACUAUCCUCUUAUUAUAACAUACCGCAAAUUCUUGAUGAUGCUUGAUGGGACAUUUCAGAGUUCGUUUUUUGAUAUGUUUUAUGGUGAUCUCAAGUCUACCAUUGAAAGAGGGCACUCCAUAUCUCGUGCAUUGCAAGCUUUUAUUGAAUCUAAGGAAGUUACCUUUGAUAAGUUUUCUGUCACUUAUUGGCCUCAUUUCAAUUCAGUACUGACAAAGAGACUUGAUGCAUCAACUGUCUAUACAGAAAUAAUUUCUCACAUAAAGGGUGGCCACAACGCAAACAUGCUCUCCAGUGGCAAACUCAAAAGGCUGGAUUAUGUCAUGCUCUCUGAUAAAAGAUUUUCAUCACUGAACCGUGAGUUGCGAGAUAGGAUUUAUGAUAUUUUUCUUGGUUAUGAGCGUAUGAAGAGGGCAGCAAGAGAAUUCGAUUUGUCUGAUUUUGUAAAUAGUCUUCAUAGCCGUCUAGUUUCCGAGGGUUACAAGGGCAAUUUGGUGGAUUUUAUUUACAUAGAUGAGGUGCAGGAUCUUACUAUGAGACAAAUAUCACUUCUUAAGUAUGUCUACAGGAACUUCAAGGAGGGUUUUGUUUUUGCUGGUGACACGACACAGACUAUAGCAAAGGGUGUUGAGUUCAGGUUUGAAGAUAUUCGCUCACUGUUUUAUACAUCAUUCCUCUCAGAAAUUGAACAAUGCAAUCAAGGAACUAAACAUGGCAAACAAGUUCGUAUCACAGAUAUGUUCCAGCUCAGUCAAAAUUUUCGCACACAUUGUGGUAUAAUUCGUAUAGCUCAGAGCAUAAUGAGCCUUUUAUACUACUUUUUCCCAUCAUGUGUUGACAAGCUGAAUCCAGAGACUGGGCUGGUAUAUGGAGAAGCCCCUGUGCUGCUUGAGUCUGGUAAUGAUGAAAAUGCAAUAUUAAUUAUGACUAUUUUUGGAGAAAGCAGAAGUGAGCAUAGUAAUCAGCAUGGGUUUGGUGCUGAGCAAGUCAUAUUGGUUCGCGAUGCUGCUGCCAAGAAGCACGUUAUGGACCUUGUUGGUAAACAAGCUCUUGUUUUGACAAUUGUUGAAUGUAAGGGCCUUGAGUUCCAGGACGUGCUGCUGUAUAACUUCUUCAGUUCAUCACCGUUAAGGAACAAAUGGAGAGUUUUGUAUGAUUACAUGGAGAAUAAAAAUGUUAUAGCAUUGUCUAAAGAGGGGUCUCAUCCAGAUUUCGAUAGAAACAAGCAUUAUCUGCUGUGUUCAGAGCUGAAGCGGCUGUAUGUCGCGAUCACACGAACUAGGCAAAGACUCUGGAUAUGUGGGAAUAAAGAUGACUACUGUCGACCAAUGUUUGACUACUGGAAGAAGUUGUGCAUUGUGGAGGUUAGACUACUUGAUACUUCUCUGAUUCAAGCAAUGCAGACAGGGAGCAGUGCUGAUGAUUGGAGGCUACGUGGUACUAAGGUUGUGCUUAUACUUGGCUGA
This is a messenger RNA of Miscanthus lutarioriparius, 2460 nucleotides long. NCBI's taxonomy places the organism in Eukaryota, Viridiplantae, Streptophyta, Magnoliopsida, Poales, Poaceae. The record is from the annotation of a GenBank genome assembly.